This is a messenger RNA of Puccinia graminis f. sp. tritici CRL 75-36-700-3, 354 nucleotides long. RefSeq lists its product as uncharacterized. Gene Ontology annotation, cellular component: cytosol; centrosome; nucleoplasm. Lineage: Eukaryota; Fungi; Basidiomycota; Pucciniomycetes; Pucciniales; Pucciniaceae. Bases 1 to 354 code for a protein of 117 amino acids. The transcript has 2 exons. The record is from RefSeq and is a predicted model, not a curated record.
AUGUUUCUGUUCACUAGUGGCGCGAUUCUACGACGGCGGAUUGCUUGGGUACUUGGUCAAUUUGCAAAGCAAGAUUUAGAUCGCAAGCUUCAAAGCAGUGUUUAUGUCGCACUCAGCUGCCUCUUAGAAAACCCCAGCAACGAUAUUGCAGUCAAACUUGCGACUUGUAGAGCGCUUAAAGCCACCGCGAAUUGGGAAGCCGUUGAACCUGAACCCGAUACGAUCCUACCUCAUCUUGAAAUGUUCAUCAAACAAAUCUCCGGUUUACUAAGUUCGGUCGAAAAUCUUGAAAGUCAAAAGAUCUUGACCGAAACGUUACGGCUGGUAAUUGAGAACAGCUACUCGUUAAUGUAG